AUGGCCGACGUAAAACCCACAGCUGAAGAAAGACCGGAUUUGACUAUCCCUGUCAAAGAACCAAAUCCCGUUUUAAUCAUUGUCAUGGGACCUGCGUCAUGUGGGAAAUCAACAGUUGGAUCUGAUUUAGCGGAAUCCUUAUCACUUCCAUUUAUAGAUGGAGAUUCACUUCAUCCAGCAUCGAACAUAGCUAAAAUGUCAGCUGGCAUACCAUUAAAUGAUGAUGAUAGAUUACCUUGGCUGGCUUUGAUUCGAUCAACAGCAGAAAGGAAAUGUAAAGAAGAAUAUGAGAAAUGUCAAGGAUCUUUCAAGACUUUCGAACAAGGUGGUAUAGGUAGAGCAGGUGUGAUUAUAGCUUGUAGUGCAUUGAAGAAAUGGUAUAGAGACAUAUUGCGAGGAGAGGUCGAAGCGAAUCCUCCUCCAGUACAUGAUUUGCCUCCUUCCCAUACCGUUGCCAAUUCAGCUCAUAACGUUCAUCAUCCAGCAACUUCCGCCCUGCAAACCUACUUUGUAUACUGUAACGGUACACCCGAGCUACUAGCUCAAAGAAUAGCAAGUCGUAAAAACCAUUUCAUGGGUAAACAAAUGUUAGAUUCUCAAUUAGCUACUUUACAAGAUCCAACAGGUGAACGAGGUGUGUUAUCUGUUGACAUAUCGAAAACACCAGAGGAAGUUGGGAAACAAGCUACGAAUGGAAUAAGAAAGAUCUUAGGUCAUCCGUAA
Messenger RNA from Kwoniella shivajii, 723 nucleotides. RefSeq lists its product as uncharacterized. Gene Ontology annotation, cellular component: cytoplasm. The transcript has 4 exons. The record is from RefSeq and is a predicted model, not a curated record. NCBI's taxonomy places the organism in Eukaryota, Fungi, Basidiomycota, Tremellomycetes, Tremellales, Cryptococcaceae. Bases 1 to 723 code for a protein of 240 amino acids. Gene Ontology annotation, molecular function: gluconokinase activity.